This is a messenger RNA of Monodelphis domestica (gray short-tailed opossum), 2096 nucleotides long. RefSeq names its product dynein light chain Tctex-type 4 (gene DYNLT4). Gene Ontology annotation, biological process: microtubule-based movement. Gene Ontology annotation, cellular component: cytoplasm; cytoplasmic dynein complex. Lineage: Eukaryota; Metazoa; Chordata; Mammalia; Didelphimorphia; Didelphidae. The record is from RefSeq and is a predicted model, not a curated record. Gene Ontology annotation, molecular function: dynein intermediate chain binding.
UGUUACAGGAUAUUGGCUGGAUGGCACUGGCCACCCCCCACUCCUUCACCUGGGAUGUAUUCCCAGGACCCCCUGCCCCUCUUGAAAGCCUGGCUUCCUUUCCGGCUGAGUGCUGUCUUGGGUUGAUUGAUCAGGGCAACUAUUUAUUCUUUAUCUUGUACUACUUUCACCCACCCUCACUAAUUCCCUUUUUCCAGUUGUUCAUCAAGUUUCUAGGGUCUGACUAUCUUGAGGUUGGAGAAGCAGAGGUCUAAGACCAGUCAUCCAGUCUUUGCUGAGAGACUAGAUGAGAUAGGGCCACGUUGGCAAAGCUGUGGCACCCAUGCAGAGCAGGCACUCAGGGAGCUCCUCUGCUCCCCCUCUUCCCAGAGUCCCAGGACAUUUUUUACAUGCCCCACCCCUCUGUCCAGCCUCUCAAAGCAAGCACUUUCUCCCUCAACUCUCUCCGGCAAUCCCAGGCUCACAGACAAUUUGAAUUUGUCCUCUGGGCACUGGAACUGGGAAAAGGUUCACCUAUCCUAAAUUGGGGAUCCUCUAGUUAAGAAAAACAAUGAGGACAUUAGAGAUUAGUCAUUCCCACUGUCCCUGGUCCUAGAAUCAGGGCACACUCAGGCUGGUUCUGGGGAGUGGUAGAUGCAGGGAAAUGAACCCUGGACCAAUCCCCUUUCCUCCCUGAGCCUGUUUCUUCAUCUGUAAAAUAAGAAAACUGGCUGGCUUCCCAGGGCCUAUUCUGUUUCAACUUUCCUGAAACCCCUUCAGGACCCACAGACAAGUUUGGAUCCUGAAGAACACAGAACAUAGGAAGCCCAGAGGUUGCCCUCCAGACUUCAUGCUCAGGAUUGGUGUUUUGGCUAUGCCUCCUUCUGAGCCCCGGAAGGCAAACUAAGGGCAAUGAUGCAGAUUCAGCUGGAUGAGGAGGGAGAUGCCCAGCCCUGGAGUUAAGCAGAAGAGGAACACUGUCAGAGGCCUCUUAUUCAGGCAUUGGUUAAGCUGAAGUCUUCUCUGAGGCAGCAGGGACUCCAGCCAGAUGGGUUAGAUGGCAAUGGAGGAAGGGGGAGGAAGCAGGAAUGCAGAGCUAUGGAUGACAGCCCAGCCCCAUCACCUAGCGACAGCUUCCACAACACCUAGGCUGGGCCAGUGGGCUGUUGACCAGCUAGCAAGUGACCUGGCAUGACACAGCAGCAGACGGAGAAACCGAGGCACAGGGAGAGGUGGAAUCCUCCACGUUCACUGAGUGGCUCUGGGGGGCAGGUGUCCUUCUAGGAACACCUCUAGUCCAGGCCGGACCCUAAUCGGGACCCAGGACCCCAGCCUCAGGGAAGAGGCAGAGCCCAGGGUGGUGCUGUCCCGUUCUGACACCGCCCGGACAGUCGGUCUCGAAGACUGGCCUCACUUGGUAUGGCCGGGAAAAAACCAGGGGAGGCAACCCGGCCAGAGGAGGUGGAGGAGGAAGACCCAGGAUGCCUCCGCAGUAGCGGAGAUGAGCGGCCGCCGGGGCGCCUGCGCACUAUGGAGGAGCCCCAGAGCGGGGCUGCCCAGCCGGGUUCCCGCCGGGGCUCCAUGCUCGGGCAAGUGAUGCUGCCGUCCCGCCGUCCUUCGCUGGCUGCCGCGCUGGGAGCCGGGCCGCGGCGCUCCUCGCUAGGCCUGGGGCUCUCCUCACUCCCCGGGGCGCGUCCUCGACGGGCCCCGCCUCCGACCCUGGGAGCCUGGUUGGGUCCCGGCCCCGCUCCCGGCGCGCGCUGGGAAGCUGCGCAAGUGCAGCAGGCACUGGAGGCUCUGCUCAGUGGGGCGCUGGGCGGGGCGCACUACUCGGCGGGCGGGGCCGGGGCACUGGCGCGCGGCCUCUGCGAGCUAGUGCGCAGGCGUAUAAAGGAGCUACUGCCGCCGCGCUACAAGCUGGUGUGCACCGUGGUGGUCGGGCAGUGCGCGGGCCAGGGCGUCCGCGUGGCAAGCCGCGCGCUCUGGGACGCCUCCAGCGACGGGUACGCGUCCGCUUCGGUGUGCGCAGCCGCGUUCUUCGCCGUGGCGGUGGUGCACGGCGUGUAUUGCGAGUGAGGGGCGGGGCGGAGAAGGAAAUAAAGGGAGCUUACAAUAAA